AUGAACGAGCCAAUCAGACUCCAGCAGAGGGGCGGGGCCAAACCUGUUUGUCCAAUCAGAGAAAACCCUCGAGGGAGAGCUGACCUCGCCCAGGAGCCACAGAAAACACCCAGAAAGGAGUCCAAGACCGAGUCCAAGACCGAGUCCAAGACCGAGUCCAAGACCGAGUCCAAGACCGAGUCCAAGACCGAGUCCAAGACCGAGUCCAAGACCGAGUCCAAGACCGAGUCCAAGACCGAGUCCAAGACCGAGUCGGAACCUGCAAAACCAGACCCGGUACCAGGGCACCUCCCUCAGGACGCCUUUAGAACUGGACACCUGCAAGGUCUGAAACAACAGGCUGAGCAGCUGCAGGGUCUGAAACGGGCUGACCAGCUGCAGGGUCUGAAAAAACAGGGUGACCAGCUGCAGGGUCUGAAACGGGCUGAGCAGCUGCAGGGUCUGAAACAACAGGCUGAGGAGCGCCUGGGGCUGAAACAGGCUGAGGAGCGCCUUAAGAGGGACUACAUCCACCGCCUGAUCAAAGCGUCGGUGGAUUAUCCAAACCAUCAGUACAUGUGCGACUUGUGCUGCGUUCACAUCGAGAACAUCCAGGGGGCGCACAAGCACAUCAAAGAGAAACGACACAAGAAGAACAUCACGGAGAAGCAGGAGGAGAAUGCGCUGCGUGCGCUGCCUCCUCCCUGUACGCGUCAGGUCUGUGCGGUGGAGAGCGCGCUGCUGCACACGGCUCACAGCGUGGGCCUGUCACAUGACGACUUCACAACACGCCAGCAGACCGUGGAGCGCAUGCAGAAGAUCAUUCAAAUACGACUCCCAGGCUGCUCUUUGCGAAUGUACGGAUCGUGUUUGACUCGUUUCGCUUUUAAAUCCUCUGACGUCAACAUCGACGCCAGCGUUCCUCCAAACAUGACGCAGCCUGAAGUUCUGAUCCAGGUUCUGGAGAUCCUCAAGAACAGCUCCGACUUCUCGGAGGUGGAGUCUGACUUUCACGCCAAAGUGCCGACGGUUUUCUGUCGUGACGUUCACUGUGGUCUCCUUUGCAAAGUGAGCAGUGGGAACGACGUCGCCUGCCUCACGACCAAUCACCUCGCAGCUUUGUCCAAACUUGAGCCGCGAUUGGUUCCUCUGGUGCUGGCCUUCCGACACUGGGCCCGGCUGUGUCACAUGGACCAGCAGGCCGAGGGGGGGCUUCCUUCCUUCUCUUUCGCUCUGAUGGUGGUCUUCUUCCUGCAGCAGCGAGAUCCUCCAGUGUUACCAGUUUACAUCGGGCCCUGGAUCCAGGGCUUCGACCUGAAGCGCGUCGAUGACUUUCAUCUCACAGGGAUUUAUCAGGACGAGUUUGUUAAGUGGGAGCAGCGACCGAGUGACCCCCGAGCUCCACGCCCUGACCCUGGUGAACCCCAGAGAGACCCACAGAGGGACCCCAAGAGGGACCUGCAGAGGGACCCCCAGAGGGAUGCCCAGAGAGACCCCCAGACCUGCACCGGCUCUGAUACCGAGAGCCGGACCAGAGCUGAACCUUGCAGCUGGUCUCAGGGGCUGAGCUCCCUGGUGAUGUCCAGUCCCAACGCGGCCGGCGUGGGGCAGCUGUGGAUUGACAUGUUCCGCUUUUACACUCUGGAUUUUGCUCUGGAAGAAUUCAUCAUCAGCAUCAGAGUCAAAGACAAGAUGAGCCGAGAGUCCAAGGGCUGGCCCCGCCGCCGCCUUGCCAUCGAAGACCCGUUUGCACAGAAGAGGAACGUGGCGCGCAGUCUCAACAGUCAGAUGGUUUUCGAGUACGUUCAAGAACGCUUCCGAGCCGCGUACAAGUACUUUGCUGUUCCGCAGACGUUGCACCGUAAAAACCAGGACCGACUCAAACCGAAAGGAGAGACCAGCACAGGCCGAGAGGAGGAGCAGGCAGACCAGGUCCAGUCCGGACUCCAGGACCUCAGGCUGGACCAGACCCAGACCAACGGCCCAGACCAGGACGAGCUCUUCUAUGAGUUUGAUAAAAUGAUCUUCACUGGGGGAAAGCCCCCGGUGGUAGUGUGCAGCAUCUGCAAGCGCGACGGUCACCACAAAGACGAGUGUCCAGAGGAUUUUAAAAAGAUAGAACUGAAGACACUGCCCCCAAUGAACGCCAGGUUCAGGGAGAUCCUGGACAGACUCUGCCGCCUCUGCUACCAGGAGCUGUGCCCGUCUCCGGUCGAGCAACAGAAACGAGAGCAGAUUCUCGUGUCGUUGGAGAGAUUCAUCCGCAAAGAAUUCAACGAAAAGGCUCAGCUCUGUCUUUUCGGCUCGUCUAAAAAUGGGUUUGGAUUCAGAGACAGUGACCUGGACAUCUGCAUGACUCUGGAGGGACACACCACGGCUGAGGCGCUGAACUGUAAAGAAAUCAUAGAGAGUUUGGCCAAAGUCCUGAAGAAGCACACGGGUCUGAGGAACAUUCUGCCCAUCACCACGGCCAAAGUCCCAAUCGUGAAGUUUGAACAUCGACAAAGUGGACUAGAGGGAGACAUCAGUCUGUACAACACACUGGCGCAGCACAACACCCGGAUGUUGGCCACAUACUCUGCUCUGGACCCAAGAGUUCAGCUGCUCGGCUUCACCAUGAAAGUGUUCGCAAAGAGGUGUGAUAUCGGAGACGCCUCUAGGGGGAGCCUGUCGUCUUACGCCUACAUCCUCAUGGUGCUGUACUUCCUGCAGCAGCGGAGUCCUCCAGUCGUCCCUGUGCUCCAGGAGAGGUGA
Molecule: messenger RNA, 2733 nt
Organism: Knipowitschia caucasica
Lineage: Eukaryota; Metazoa; Chordata; Actinopteri; Gobiiformes; Gobiidae
Source: the annotation of a GenBank genome assembly